AUGUUGACGAAAUUGACGAUCCGCCUUCGCGAGUUUUUCUAUCCUGUGGGAAAUACCCCAGCUGUUAACCUGCUCCGCGAUGUGCCUGAGCCCAGGUCUAAGCCUGAGCAGCAAUGCGAGUUGAAGCUCCUGCUUCUUGCCUGUGGAGACCCACGCAGCAUUCUAUUCUCACUCUACUCGACCAACUUGAAAGCACCAAGUCGCAAUGAGUUCUCCCGCGUCGUUUGGAACAUGUUCUACCACAUGUUUAUCCCCGAAGAAGAUCUCUUUUUCAUCCAGCAUCAAGCCCAAAAGCUUUCAGACCUCGCUACUUGCAUGGAUACUUGGUCGUCUUCGGUCUACGGCGCGUGGGCACGAUUCAUGGACGAGGAUACCCGUGUCCGAGUUCGCGACAUAUGGCUUCAGUAUGCCAACACCGCAUCAUUCACGAAGCAGCAGAAGCGAAACUUUGAGAAACGAGGACGCAACGCAAUCUCAAAGAUCUAUGACACCAGGGUUCGGGAUCACGGACUUGUCAUAAGCGGGAUACGGUCGGCGGGCCCUCAUGCAACCCGGUCAGCCAGCGCAAUGUCAACGGCGUUCAGAAAAUACUGGGCGACUGGAGUAGUCGGCGGAAACAAAGAGGAUGUCGAAGGCUUGGAGCCUGGUGGAAGAGGGCGCAUGAAUCCGCUGUUUGCGAUAUCGUCUGCGUCGAAUGGGGAUUUCGCCGUCCACUACGGAACCGAUCCUCUCCAAGGGUUCCAUUUGGCACAGGCCUUCGACAUCCCCGACGGUUUGGAUGAGAUUGAGCGGACUGGCUGA
Messenger RNA from Lasiodiplodia theobromae, 801 nucleotides. RefSeq lists its product as uncharacterized. NCBI's taxonomy places the organism in Eukaryota, Fungi, Ascomycota, Dothideomycetes, Botryosphaeriales, Botryosphaeriaceae. Bases 1 to 801 code for a protein of 266 amino acids. The record is from RefSeq and is a predicted model, not a curated record. The transcript has 3 exons.